AUGUCCCCCAGAGUCGGUCGCUGGUGGUGGCGGGCUGCGGUCCGCGUGUCUCUGCUCCUGUCAGCGGCGGGUCUACUUCUCACUCGACCCUCCUUCACGUCUCGCCUGGAGGCGGACUUCCCUCGCCAUGAGCCCGCCACACUCGCGCACUUCCUCGCAGACUUCACCAACUACCCGAGCGUGUACACGCACAUCAGCGGUCCGUGGCGCGUGAUAGAGGAGCAGAGCAACCUGACGUGGUGGAAGUACACGGUGUCGUACGAGUGUGGCGCGCGGUGUGAGGCUCGCCUGCAGCUGGUCCACACGCAGGCUCCGCGCGAGCACCGCGUGCUGGUGAGGGAGGAGCGCUGCUGGUGGCCGCCGCUGGUGUCGUGGCCGCGGGUGUGCGAGGACACUCACACCGACACCUCGGUCAGGGGUCGCGGGGCGGCGGGCGGGGGGGCGCGCCUCACUGAGGUCAGUGUGUCCAGCUGCGGACUCCUCGCUGCACUGACCACCUCCUGCGGGGCGCUCGACCGGGACGACAUCCUCAACAACUGGAGGAGAACACUCGCCUCGAGGUCCAACCCAUAG
Messenger RNA from Danaus chrysippus (African queen), 573 nucleotides. NCBI's taxonomy places the organism in Eukaryota, Metazoa, Arthropoda, Insecta, Lepidoptera, Nymphalidae. The record is from the annotation of a GenBank genome assembly.